Cavia porcellus (domestic guinea pig) is the source of this 4746-nucleotide messenger RNA. It is a transcript of the gene Ttl, whose product is annotated as tubulin tyrosine ligase. The record is from RefSeq and is a predicted model, not a curated record. Bases 94 to 1335 code for a protein of 413 amino acids. Gene Ontology annotation, cellular component: spindle microtubule. The transcript has 8 exons. Gene Ontology annotation, biological process: microtubule cytoskeleton organization; protein modification process. Lineage: Eukaryota; Metazoa; Chordata; Mammalia; Rodentia; Caviidae. Gene Ontology annotation, molecular function: ATP binding; tubulin-tyrosine ligase activity.
GGCCUGGCAGGGUCCUCCCUGCGGCGGAGGCGACGGCGGCGGCGGCGGCGGCGGCAGCGGCAGCGGCAGUGGCGGGGCGCGCGUCUCUUCGCCAUGUACACCUUCGUGGUGCGCGACGAGAACAGCAGCGUCUACGCCGAGGUGUCCCGGCUGCUGCUUGCCACCGGCCAUUGGAAGAGGCUGAGGCGGGACAAUCCCCGGUUUAACCUGAUGUUGGGGGAGAGGAAUCGGCUGCCUUUCGGGAGACUGGGUCAUGAGCCUGGGCUGCUGCAGCUGGUGAAUUACUACAGGGGGGCUGACAAACUGUGUCGCAAAGCUUCUUUAGUGAAGCUAAUCAAGACAAGCCCGGAGCUGGCUGAGUCCUGUACCUGGUUCCCCGAGUCCUAUGUCAUAUAUCCAACUAACCUCAAGACCCCUGUGGCUCCAGUGCAGAAUGGAAUCCAGCCGCCUGUCCAUAACUCAAGGACAGAUGAAAGAGAAUUCUUCCUGGCUUCUUAUAACAGAAAGAAAGAGGACGGGGAAGGCAACAUUUGGAUUGCAAAGUCAUCGGCUGGUGCCAAAGACCAUCUGGCCAUUGGUCCUCAUUUCUAUCCGUUUCUACCAGCCAUGAGACAGGAGGGCAUCACCUGGGAUCUCCUGAAAGUGGGAGAGUGGGACUCUUGCCACCAGCCAGGCGAAGGCAUCCUCAUCUCCUCAGAGGCAGCAGAGCUUCUGGAUUUCAUAGACAACCAGGGCCAGGUGCAUGUGAUCCAGAAAUACCUUGAGCGCCCUCUGCUUCUGGAGCCUGGGCACCGCAAGUUUGACAUCCGAAGCUGGGUCUUGGUGGACCAUCAGUAUAAUAUCUACCUCUAUAGAGAGGGUGUUCUCCGAACUGCUUCAGAACCAUAUCACGUGGAUAAUUUCCAAGACAAGACCUGCCAUUUGACCAAUCACUGCAUCCAAAAGGAGUACUCAAAGAACUAUGGGAAGUAUGAGGAAGGGAAUGAAAUGUUCUUCGAGGAGUUCAAUCGGUACCUGAUGAGUGCUUUGAACAUCACCCUGGAAACUAGUAUCUUACAACAAAUCAAGCAUAUAAUAAGGAGCUGCCUCCUGAGCGUGGAGCCGGCCAUCAGCACCAGGCACCUCCCGUACCAGAGCUUCCAGCUCUUUGGCUUCGACUUCAUGGUGGACGAGGAGCUGAAGGUCUGGCUCAUUGAGGUCAACGGCGCCCCAGCUUGUGCUCAGAAGCUCUAUGCAGAACUGUGCCAGGGCAUCGUGGACUUAGCCAUAUCCAGUGUCUUCCCGCCACCAGAUGUGGAGCAGCAGCCGCAGCUGGCUGCUUUCAUCAAGCUGUGACCGACGGGGCCCUGCGAGCUGCCUUGGGAAAUGCACGAGGUCCUGCUUCACAGUGAGGCGAAAUGACAGGACUGCUCCUUAUCGAGCCCAGAUGGGAAAGAGCGGCAACUUGAACAGCGGGACACAGAGAGCAGGAGAAGAGGAAGCAACUUCCAGGGCUGGCUGCCCAGGGAGCUGCCCUGGGGAGCUCUCAGCAGUGCUGUUGCAGUGUAGGAAACUGAGGCACGUGUCUCUGAGUGGGGAGCAGAGCGCUCAUCCAUGGGGCGAAGGCAGGGAUUUGGUUCUUGUGCGUUUUCACCCUUGGGAGGUCUCUGUGCUUUGGUGGCCCUGGGGCUCACAGCCUGACCUCCCCAGGUGUGGCAAGCUGUAGGACGGCUGCUCCGUCUCUCCACCCACCCGCUGCAGCCUUAGUGCCUUAGCUCUGUGCCCAGCUGCAGCCUGGCUUUCUGGGACACGAAGUGGAUCUUAGAGCACUUUGGAGGCCGCCCAUGUGUCCCCUGCUCAUCCCCGCCAGGACACUCUGCCUCCUAAACUCUGGACAAGCAUGCACCAAGUCCUUAGUGUUGUGCCAUGUGUCAGCCUCGCCGUGAAGGCUGCUGUCCUCGUCACCUUUCUGGUGGUGUGGGGUCAACUCCUGACAGGGGUUCUCCAGAUAAGGCCCAGACAGUGCCCAUGCUGUCUCUCCAUCUGCUCUCUGCAUGUUUUAGAAGUAAAGCGACAAGUCUGCCACACUUAGAAGCCUCAAAUAAGCAUGAGAGAGGAAAAACCAUACAGAUCUUGCUCUACUUCAUGGGUUGGAUGUAUGUAUGUGUGUGUGUGGGGGUGUCUUUGAAAUAUGAUUAUCAAUUAUUUUUGUUUUAAUCAGAAUGCUAACUGAAAGUCUUCAAAGUUUCCUUUCCUUCAAUUUUUUAAAAUGUAUAUACUCCUGAGGGUCAGGAAGGUGGAAUUCCAUGCCCCAUGUCCUCCCCAGAUGGCCCUGGCCAGGCAUGGUCGGCUUCCCCUCUGGGUCUCCUUGUACUCCAGGCACCUUGCACUCCAGGGACAGGUUCCAUUCCAGGAAGGAUUCUGAGUCUGCCUUUGCCUAGUGGCAUCAGGAAGGAGGCUCUCUGAGUAAGAGUGGUCCUGCCUAGAUGGUUUCAGAGCUCCACGCAGCUUCUUGUGAGUCUCAACAAAAGUAUGCAACAAAGAUGUGGUUUCUAAGUUCGGAAUCAGCUGAUAUUUUGAUCCACAUCAAGGCCACAUCACUAGCAGUGGAGAGAUGUUUUUUUUGUCAUAAGUGUGAACUGAGUAUUUAGGGUUAGGCUUUUCUUUUUGAGACAAGGUCUUGCUAUGCAGUUCAGGCUAGCCUUGAACUCACUUAUGUAGCCCAGGGUGGUCUCAAAUUCACUGCAAUCCUGUCUCAGCCUCCCAAGGGCUGAGAUUGCAGGUGAGCCCCACCAUGCUUGGCUAGGCUAUUCUUAGAGUGUCUUGGAAAUCACAUCAGCAGACACAGGAGCCUAUACUCCUCCCUAGGACGUGGUCCUAUGUGCUUGGCAGGUAUAUGUUUCUGCUUGGUGGGUUCUGCAGUCAGGUGAGACUUCUACAAAAGAGAGAGAAAAACAUUGCUCCUCAGAUAGCAUGAGAUGUGGAAGCUUCUGAUGAAAAGGGGAAAAUAUUAGAAAUUAUGAGACAGUGACAGGUGACUGGACAUGAAGGUGUUACAGUGAAGUGACAAAGCUCCCAACUGGGUUGGUGCUCACAGGAAUUAGGAAUUAUGUAAAGUCCCACUGGUUACCUGAAAUAUGAGGAAUGCAGUUUACAUGCAGGGCAAAAUGAGAGUCAGUACUAAGUCAGUCCUGAAGGCCCGCGCAGCCGAUGGGUUAGCAUGUGGGACUCAGGAUGGAGUGAGAGGUGGUACCCUCACGGCGAGACACACACCCGUUUAGGAAGUAAGGGUUCUGGGUUCUUGGCAAGUCUAGGUGGGCUGGAGAUGGAGAAAGCCUAGAGGUUUCUGUGUGCUUUUGGACCCAAAUCACAGGAACAUUUCAGAGUUUUCCAGCUCAUACAGUGAGAGAGCUCAGAAUUCAGGUGUUAGAAAGUCUGUGGAUCCUGAUAAAUUUUCCGCAAACCUGAAUCUGUUGCAUAUCUGUGAGGAAAGCGUGACUUUUAAGAAAAGUGACAGUUCCUUCCUUACACUGAGCAUGCGCACUUGUAAAGCAUAUUUAUAAUGCAUUUAUUUCCAGUCAGGAAGUCUGGCUCAGAACUGUCCCAUACCCUUCCAUGGUGCCCUUGGCACAGUUGGUUGUGCCUGACCCUCCAGCGUCACAGGAAUGGUCUGUGUAAGCACUACCCAUCGCUGGGAGGAGAGGUUAUUUAUUGGAGAUGUUGAUUCCAGUCCUGGCUGUUAUUUGAAUGCACAGUGUCAGAGGAGCCCCCUUACCUCUCUGUGCCUUAGUUUCUUAUCUCAUGGAAGAGAUUGUUGCCUGAGCAGGGACUACCUCAAGGGCUUUGUGGCGAGGACAGAUGACAGUAGGAAAACUCAAGAGCCUUGAGUGCCACACCGACUACAUGCCUCAAGCAUCUGUGAACCUUUUAAAACAAAAUAUUGGUGCCUACACCUCCACUCUCUUUCCAGCCCCGGGCAGUUAAACCAGAGCCACAGGCAGCAGCAGUGUCUUGAGAUGCCUUGAAUUACUGCUUAGAGAGGAAGAAAAAUGCAUUAUUACCUUGGAAGAAUCAUUUAAGGCUUAAGACUUUAAAAAAAAAAAAAAAACUUUUUUUUUUAAUGGCAUUUCUUUAAGAACACCCAGUGUCAAUAUCUGUAUUCCUGGUACAAAAGCCAGUGUUGUCUGAGCGGGUUCUCCAUUUGCUUCUCCUCACAGUGUUGGGAAACUCCUAUCUGCUUAACAUAAAGUUUAUGAAGCCUUGACUGCAAAUAUAAACAGACAUGGAUGUAUAAAUCCACUAAAAACGUGUUAAAGUUUUAAUUAGUUAUGAGAGAAAAGCCCUUUCCCUCACACCAAACCCCUACAGUCAUUACAGACCACAUUUUACCAAGAACAUUUGGCGUUUGUGUGACGGGGCAGAGCAGGUGUCAGCAUCUGUCCCAGCUCUGAGAGUGCUGGGGACAUGCUGGGAUCCAUAGAACCAGCCAGGGUCUGUAGAGCCUCAGAGCAUUUGCACGAGCAGUCUCAGUUGUACCCACAGAGGGUGGAGCCAGUCCUGUUGGGGUGGCAGAGGGGUUGCUACUGACGACAAGGUGCCAUAGCUGGUCUCAGGUUGCAUGUGGGUACUGGAGAGAACAUUUGGCAAUAUACAUGUUUCAGAUGCUGGACACAGAAUCUGUACCUACGAAGAAGUCAUUUCUGAAAUAAGGCAAUUUUGUGAAUGUUUAAAAAUGCCCAGAGCAUUAAAGUAAUGAUACUUCAAGUA